Rhododendron vialii is the source of this 4095-nucleotide messenger RNA. Its product is annotated as filament-like plant protein 4. Bases 714 to 3830 code for a protein of 1038 amino acids. The record is from RefSeq and is a predicted model, not a curated record. The transcript has 6 exons. NCBI's taxonomy places the organism in Eukaryota, Viridiplantae, Streptophyta, Magnoliopsida, Ericales, Ericaceae.
CUCUCUCUCUCUCGUCGGUGUGCUAGAGUUUGCUUUUACCUGACUAUUUUUACUUUGGCCUAUUAUAUAAUUCCGAAAUGUAAGCCGAAUUUCACUUAUCCGUUUUGAUUUUCUACAGCACUUGUUUCGGCUCUGUGUUUAUUCGCUGUGAAAUUCGUAAUGUGCCUUUGAUUGCCUCGAAUUGCGUGAAUCUCCCGGUAUUUUAGGACAAAAGAUUCCUUUUUUAAUACGACAUCGCCGUUUCUAGUGCGAAAUUUCUUCCGGUUCGUUUUUUUUUUUUUGUUUUUUUUCAUAACAAAAAAGUAAUCUUUGUGUUGAUAUCGCGCAACUGAUUGCUUUAUUUGCUUUGGUUUGGUGUGCAUUGAUUGAAGCGUGUGAAAAAAAAAAUGAAGAGUUUUUUUAUUUUAUUUAUUUUUAAAUGUGGAGUGAAGGUCAAAGGAAAUAAAUUUGGGCCUAAUUUCGCAGUGCAUGUGAUCUAUUUCCUUUUUUGACAUAUGAAAAUGGUUACUAGAUUUUGGGAAUCUCACAUUUAAGGCAUGUUUUCGGGGUUGAAUACGCGAUAACGUUUUUCUGACACAGAAUGGUCACAGAAAAUGGAAAUCCAACUCUUUUGUUUAUUUCCUGUGUUAUUAUUCUGUUUCUGAAUUGAAAACCCAAAUCAGUUUAGCCCAACUAAUAUCACUAAUCUAAGCUUCACAGUGCCUCAGUUUGAGAUGGAGAGACGGAGUUGGCCCUGGAAGAAGAAAUCAUCUGGUAAGGCUGGAGCUGACAAAGAAAUUCUUGCCUCAGACUCUGCUGGUGUUUUGGCUGGUUCACUGGGUGAUCAGGAUAACUACAAAAAAACAAACUAUGUUCAAAUCUCUGUGGAGUCGUACUCACAGCUCACCGGGUUGGAGUCUCAAGUAAAGACGUAUGAGGAUCAGGUGAAAACUUUGGAGGAUCAUGUUAAGGAAUUGAAUGAAAAUCUAUCCGCAGCUGAAACAGAGAUGACUAAUAAGGACAACAUGGUGAAACAGCAUGCCAAAGUUGCAGAAGAAGCUGUCUCAGGUUGGGAAAAGGCCGAGGCUGAAGCUUUGACGCUGAAAAAUCAUUUAGAAUCUGUCACACUUUUAAAGCUUACGGCUGAAGAUCGAGCUUCGCAUUUAGAUGGUGCUCUAAAAGAGUGCAUGAGACAGAUACGGAAUUUGAAAGAAGAACACGAACAAAAAUUGCAUGAUGUAGUUCUAAUGAAGACAAAGGAGUGGGAUAAAAUAAGGCUUGAACUUGAAGCAAAAAUGGGUAACUUGGACCAAGAACUCCUAAGAUCAGAAGCAGAGAAUGCCGCAUUGUCAAGGUCAUUGCAAGAGCGUUCUACCAUGUUGAUCAAAAUAAGCGAAGAAAAAUCACAAGCGGAGGCAGAGAUUGAACUACUGAAGAGCAAUAUAGAAUCGUGUGAAAGAGAAAUAAAUUCAUUUAAAUACGAACUCCAUGUAGUUACAAAGGAGCUGGAGAUCCGAAAUGAGGAAAAGAAUAUGAGUGUGAGAUCUGCAGAAGUGGCCAACAAGCAGUAUUUAGAAGGGGCGAAGAAAAUAGCUAAGUUGGAAGCAGAAUGCCAAAGAUUGCGUGGUCUUGUGAAGAAGAAAUUGCCUGGUCCCGCUGCAUUGGCCCAAAUGAAGUUAGAAGUUGAGAGCUUAGGUCACGAUUAUGGAGAAAAUAGAGUAAGGAGGUCUCCCACAAAGCCUCCUAGUCCACACCCAUUUCAGGUGCCCGAAUUUUCCCUCGACAGUUAUCGAAAAUUCCAUAAAGAGAAUGAGUUUCUCACGGAACGUAUUUUGGCAAUGGAAGAGGAAACAAAGAUGUUGAAAGAAGCUUUGGCGAAGCGCAAUAGUGAAUUGCAAGCUUCUAGGAAUAUUUUUGCUAAGACAGCUAGCAAGCUUCAAAGCUUAGAAUUGCAACUGCAAGCAAAGAAUCUAGAAAAGAGUCCCUCAAAAUCUAAUCUUCAGAUUCCCACUGAAGGUUCCUUUAGUCAAAACACUGGCAGUCCACCUAGCUUUGCUUCCAUGUCUGACGAUGGAAACGAUGAUGAAGGAAGUUGUGCUGGUUCUUGGGCUACUGUAGUGAUCAAGAAGGAAAAUAACAUUGAGAAAUCUAGUAAGUCUGAAAAUGAAAAUCAACUGGAGCUUAUGGAUGACUUCCUGGAGAUGGAGAAAUUGGCAAAUGUGUCAAAUGAAUCAAACGGAACCAUCUCUGGUAAAGAUAUUUCAAAUGAUACGAAAACCGUAAUUGCAAAUCACGAUACUUCAGUAGAAGUGCCAACUAAUCCCCCUUUCCAUUCGAAUGGGGAAUUGUUGGUACCGUUUCUACAAUCUGAUGUUGGUCCACGGCUGUUGAUGAAGCUCCGGUCGAGAAUCUCUAUGUUGUUUGAGAUGAUGCCUAAGGAUGCCGAUGUUGAAAAGAUUUUGGACGACAUCAGAUGUGCUGUGCAGGAAACACAUGAUAAUCUGCAUCAACACUCUACUGGUUGUGAUGGACAGGCUUGUCCCGAGGGCACUGAAGUGGUAGCUGAAAAUAAGGAGUUAUCUUUGUCUGAAGAUAGUAAGUCGGGUGUAGAAAUGGUGCAUACCAUUGACCAAGAAUUGGCAGUUGCCAUAUCUUGGAUUCUUGAGUUUGUAUUGGUUUUGGGUGAUGAAGCUAUGGCUGUGGAGGGAACAUGUCCCAAUGGGGAUGGAUUGAGCCACAAAAUUCAGGAGUUCUCCUCCAAAUUUGAUGAGGUUAUUAACAGCAGAAUACAUUUGCCUGAUUUUGUUCUUGACCUUUCACGUGUUUUGAACAAAGCCAGCGAACUUCAUUUUAAUGUCCUGGGUUAUAAGAACAACGAAGGGGAAAAUAGUAGUUCUGAUUGCAUAGACAAGGUUGCCCUACCUGAGAAUAAGGUGGUUUCAAAUGGUUGUGCUCACUUUUCUGAUUCCACUUCCGAUCCUGACGUUCCGCAUGAAGGAAGUUCCAUCCCAACCUUUGUAUCAAAUGCUGCAUCGUGGAAAUGCUCACUCGAGGAGUUUGAACAGUUGAAACUGGAGAAAGAUAACUUGUUUUUGGAACUGGGCAGGUGUUCUGAAAAUCUGGAAAGCACCAAGACUCAGUUACAGGAAACAGAACAGAAACUGGUAGAAGUCAAGUCACAAUUUGCAUCUGCUCAAAAAUCAAACAGCUUGGCCGAGACACAGCUGAAAUGUAUGGCUGAGUCGUACAAGUCUCUUGAAACACGUGCUGAGGAGGUGCAAAUCGAAGUAAAUCUUUUGCGAGCCAAAAUGGAAAGUUUGGAUAAUGAGCUUCAAGACGAAAAGAGGAACCAUCAGGACGCAUUGGCCAGAUGUAAGGAUCUUCAAGAGCAGCUACAAAGGAACGAGGGCAGUGCAGUGGCUGAUGUCGACGUUAAGACUAAUCAGGAGAAAGAUUUUGCUGCUGCAGCAGAGAAGCUAGCAGAGUGUCAAGAAACCAUACUUCUUCUUGGCAAGCAGUUGAACACUAUGCGUCCUCAAACAGAACUUAUGGGUUCUUCACUCAAUAAAAGCAGUCAGAAGGGUGAUGGUUCUACUGAAGAAGAACCAACUACCACCGGACUCGAGCUGGACUGUAGUAAUUCGCACAAAACAGGUGGUGAGUCCCCAAAUAUAUACAAUUCCCCUUUCAGUCCGUCCAAGAGUACUGAAGCAAUUAGUCCCCUGAGAUCACCAAUCAGUUCGAAGAAUCCAAAACAUCGACCAACCAAGUCGGGAUCAUCUUCUUCUGCUUCUACUCCAACUCCGGAGAAACAUUCACGUGGGAUUAGUAGAUUCUUCUCCUCAAAGUGAAAAAUGGCCAUUAGGCUGCUUUUUAAGCUGAGUUUCGGAAAAUAAACUGUUCUUUGUUUCAUAGUUUUGAGUCCUCAUUCAGUGCUAAACCUCAGUCACGUGGCUCCCUGUGGUUCAACCCCGCAGCUCGUUUUGCUUAGUCUCCUUCUGGAGAGAGUGCUUUGUGAGGUAGUUUUUGUGAAGUUGUAUAUGAAGUUGUGAUUAUGAAUUCGACAGUUUUUGUUAAAACUUAUGUGAAGAUAUAAGUACUGGUUGAUUAUUCAUC